Molecule: messenger RNA, 3414 nt
Organism: Fusarium falciforme
Lineage: Eukaryota; Fungi; Ascomycota; Sordariomycetes; Hypocreales; Nectriaceae
Product: Alpha-mannosidase
Exons: 4
Coding region: 1-3414 (1137 amino acids)
Biological process (GO): oligosaccharide catabolic process; mannose metabolic process
Cellular component (GO): fungal-type vacuole membrane
Molecular function (GO): carbohydrate binding; alpha-mannosidase activity
Source: RefSeq, a predicted model, not a curated record
AUGAGUACCAACGAUACCCCCUCCGAUCAUCCGCUCUCCGUCCCGGCGGCCUGUCCUCGACAUUCUCCUUCGCCCGAAAGCCAGCAGCAGCAUCAGCUCUCGGCAAGGCUUCGCCGCAUCUCGAAUCGAUCUGCUCCUCCUGCUCCAGGUCAUCCGCUCGACUUCGAUACUAUGGGUGGAGGCGGCGAGCUCAAGGGCUAUGGCUCUUCCUACCCCGUCUUCGCCGAGCGGCCCGUCGGCGUGCCAAAGACGAGCAUUCUCAAGGGCCGCAUUGAACCGUUCUAUAAGUCAGGACAGUACUAUAAGGUGAACCUGCAGGCGAACAUGUACAAUGCCAGGUACUCGGGUAAGCCUCACGUUCAACUCUCCGUCUGGGAUGCACCAGAUCUCUCUCGCCCAACCUUUGAUGAGGCUGUGCGGCACGAAUUCAGAGAGACUCACACUGGUACCUCGUUCGGCCCAUCAUGGUCCACCCAUUGGUUCAAGGUGGUACUGCGCAUCCCCGAUGACAUUAAGGACGAGGAGCUCAUUGAGCUUCACUGGGAUGCCAGCAACGAGGGCACCAUUUGGACCGAGGAUGGUGUCCCCAUUCAAGGCCUCACUGGCAGCGGAGAGCGCAUCGAAUGGAUCAUCCCCGACUCGUUCCGCGACGGCGAGGAGCACACCAUCUACAUUGAGAUGGCUUGCAACGGCAUGUUUGGAAAUGCUCCUAACGGUACCACCACCAUUGCACCGCCGGAUCCUAACAGGCGAUUCAAUCUCUCCAAGGCCGACAUUGUCGCCAUCAACGUUCCGGCUCGCAAGCUCCAUAUAGAUAUGUGGGAACUUGGCGAUGCUGCUCGGGAGCUCCCCGAGAACUCGGCUGAACAGAACCAUGCCCUCUCGGUCGCUAUGAAGAUCAUCAACACCUUUGAGGUGAACAACCAGGAGUCUAUCCUCAAAUGUCGCGAGAUUGCCCGAGAGAUCCUUGGUCCUGAUGUCGACUCUCACAAGGUAUACGAGGUGGGCAAGGAGCCCGUCGUCUUCGGAAUUGGCCACUGCCACAUCGACAGCUGCUGGCUCUGGCCCUGGGCCGAGACGAGGCGCAAGGUUGUCCGCUCCUGGACGAACCAGUGCGAUCUCAUGGAUCGUUACCCAGAGGCUACCUUUGCCUGCUCACAGGCGCAGCAGUACAAGUGGCUCAAGCAAGAUUAUCCUGCGGCGUACGAACGAGUCAAGCGCAAGGUCAAGGAGGGCCAGUUCAACCCCAUCGGCGGCAGCUGGGUUGAGCACGACACCAACAUGCCCAGCGGCGAAUCACUUGUUCGCCAGUUCUUUUACGGUCAACGAUUCUUCGAGGCCGAGUUUGGUUCCCGAUGCCGAACCUUCUGGCUGCCCGACACGUUUGGAUACUCGAGCCAGCUCCCUCAACUGUGCCGCCUGGCCGGCAUGGAUCGCUUCAUGACCCAGAAGCUGAGCUGGAACAAUAUCAAUAACUUUCCUCACACUACGUUCAUGUGGGUAAGUCCCGAUGGAAGUCAGGUCAUUUGCCACAUGCCUCCUUCCGAGACUUAUACCGCCAAUGCCGACUUUGGUGAUUUGAAGAGAAGCAUCGCCAACCACAAGACCAUGCGCGUCGAUAGCUCAUCUCUGCUUGUCUUUGGCAAGGGUGACGGUGGCGGUGGCCCUACCUGGCAGCAUUUCGAGAAGCUCCGACGAUGUGCUGGCAUCAGCAACACUGUUGGUGGCAUUCCCAAGCUCAAGCUUGGUGCAACAGUUGAUGACUUCUUUGAUCGCCUCAACCACAAGGCCAGUGAGUUCCCUACCUGGUACGGCGAGCUGUACUUUGAGCUUCAUCGUGGCACAUACACGACUCAGGCGAACAACAAGUUCUAUAACCGCAAGGCCGAAGUCCUGCUGCGAGAUCUUGAGCAGCUAGCCACGAUUGCGUCGCUUAAGAACAAGUCGUACAAGUACCCAACAAAGGAUCUGGAUGACAUGUGGGAGUCAGUUCUGCUCUGCCAGUUCCACGACUGUCUUCCAGGAAGCAGCAUUGAGAUGUGCUACGACGACUCUGAUAAGGUCUAUGCUGAAGUCUUCGAGACUGGCAAGCGUCUACUGAAGGAAUUGUACGACUCUCUUGCCGUAUCUGAGGGCGUCACCAGCUCUCUUCGCGAGUCAGUGGCCAUCAACACUCUCCCUUGGCACCGAAAGGAACUUGUCGAGAUCUCCAAGUCUGAGGUCGGUGUUGCAUGCGGCGAUGGUCAGUUGUUGGCUCUCCGCACGUUUAAGGCCCAGGGGGACAUGCCAGCUGUCACUGUCAUGGAGAAGUCGCCAGAUGUCUUUGUCUUGCAAAACAACCAGCUUCGCGUCGUUGUCGAGGAUGGCGUCAUCACAUCCCUUCACGAUCUUGUCAAUGACCGCGAGGUCAUCGAGAAGGGCGGCAAGGCCAACAAGUUUGUCAUCUUUGACGAUAUUCCACUCUAUUGGCAGGCAUGGGAUGUAGAGGUCUACCACCUCGACGCUCGCCGACAGGUUGAAUAUGGCAAGACCAAGAUCUUUGAGCAAAAGCCUCAUCGCGUCACCUUGGUCACCGAUAUGAAGAUCAGCAAGGACAGCUCUAUCAAGUCUUACAUCACCCUCUCAGCGGCCCUUGAUGGACAGCCCUCUCAGGUUGACUGCUCAGCCGAGGUCGACUGGCAUGAGGAUUCCAAGUUCCUCAAGGUCGAAUUCCCUGUCGACAUUGUCAACACCGAAGCCUCGUACGAGACAGCCUUUAGCAUCACCAAGAGGCCAACUCACUACAACACAAGCUGGGACAUGGCCAAGUUUGAGGUGUGCUGCCACAAGUUUGCUGAUCUCUCCGAGAGCAACUAUGGUGUGUCGAUCCUCAACGACAGCAAGUACGGGUUCGCGACGGCUGGCAAGACGAUGCGUCUGUCACUCCUUCGUUCCCCCAAGGCCCCCGAUGCCAAUGCCGAUAUGGGACAACAUUCCAUUAGAUGGGCCAUUUUCCCACACAAGGGCAGUCUAUCGUCGGCCACCGUCAAGGCUGCGUACGCUCUGAACAACCCCCUGAAGCCUCUUUCAGCCUCGCAGGCUACCAUCAAGAGCAUCUCUGGUGCACCCAUCAAACUGGUGAACACUGAUGAAUCUGAUUCACUUGUUCUGGACACCAUCAAGCGAGGACAUGACGACGCAGAUGUCAGCCGCGACGAGGGUCUGCACUUCGGCCGAGGCCGGAGCAUCAUUUGCCGUGUAUACGAGUCUCUGGGUGGGCGCAGUCGCGGCAUCAUCCAGACGUCGUUUGACGUCAAGCGGGUCACCAAGACCAAUAUCCUGGAAGAUGAAUUGGAAGAGAUCCAGCACUCCGACGGCAAGAUACCCAUUGAGUUGCGGCCAUUCGAGGUUGCAACCUACAAGCUCGAGUUGUAG